AUGUGCCGGAUCGUCGGAGUUGACGACCCUAAUGAUCUCCCAGUGAUCGACACCUUUUGCACAGAGCUGGCUAAGACCCGCGAGAUACUGUCUGGAAAUGCCACCAGCGAAAGUGGUGAACCCGUCGAACGAUUCACGGGCAUCGACAAGCUUCUUACCCAUGCACUCCCGCAGCUUGAGAAGUUUUUUUUGGAGCAGAACAACACAACCGUCGUGUUCUUGAUGAUCUUGGAGAUCAUCCAACUACAACGCUUUGUGGAGGAGCAGGGGCAGGGCAAGUGGCUCCAGCCUCUGAAGGAUUCCUUUGGGGAUGCUCUAUAUGAGCAAGUCUUGGAGGCUGGGGCUGCCUGA
Molecule: messenger RNA, 351 nt
Organism: Fusarium verticillioides 7600
Lineage: Eukaryota; Fungi; Ascomycota; Sordariomycetes; Hypocreales; Nectriaceae
Exons: 2
Coding region: 1-351 (116 amino acids)
Source: RefSeq, a predicted model, not a curated record